Molecule: messenger RNA, 778 nt
Organism: Glycine soja
Lineage: Eukaryota; Viridiplantae; Streptophyta; Magnoliopsida; Fabales; Fabaceae
Exons: 4
Coding region: 370-660 (96 amino acids)
Source: RefSeq, a predicted model, not a curated record
AAACGAUAGCGUUUUCUCUUCAUUCCUCGGAAGGUUCGAGAAUCACAGUGAGAUAAAGAGACGUGACGAAAGCAACAAGUGACCGUCACUCACUCACUCGCUGUACAUGUUCCGGUAAUUGGGCUUGCGCUUUUCCUUUUCCCGCAUUUUCAGAUCAAAACCCUAUUCCUCCAUUUUCCCGUUUUCAGCCUCCAAAACCCUAUCUCUAACUUCGUAACGCUUUUCCCCGUUCAACAGGAGGAGCUGGGUAUAGAAGAAAUUCCAGCUCAAGAUCUCAAGUAAAUUUUGUGUCUAAUUUCUGGAUGUUGGGAUAGUCUAGCCAUCUUUUACUCAGAACUGAAGUUGUCUGAAUACUAGGUAGAUAACACAAUGUCGCUGAGGCGUUUCUUAGGCUAUUCUGAUGGUGAGGUCAUGAGGUCUGAUGCAAAACCUUGUUCCAGGCUAAUGAGGCACACAGCUGCAAUCUUUAGUGUUGGUGGAGCAUUAGGAUUUUGGGUCCUUUGCCGAAUGCACUAUGGUCCUCGAAUUACAAAUCCUAGGAGUCUUCGUUGGGCAGCAUGUGGAGCUGUAACUGCGAGCUCAGGCACGGCUUUGCUGGUUCGUUUGUUUAGUCCUGAAUGUGAGCCCCAGAAUAUAGCUGCUUAUGACAAUAAAAACUAACUGGUGUUGUCACCCACUUUCUUUUUCGCCUACUGAUAACAUUAUAAUAUACUUGAUGAGGUAGGUUGCAAUUAUCUCACAUGUGUAAGUUUUAUGGUAUGGAUGACAUUUUCUGGCA